Aspergillus luchuensis is the source of this 243-nucleotide messenger RNA. RefSeq lists its product as uncharacterized. The record is from RefSeq and is a predicted model, not a curated record. Lineage: Eukaryota; Fungi; Ascomycota; Eurotiomycetes; Eurotiales; Aspergillaceae. Bases 1 to 243 code for a protein of 80 amino acids. The transcript is spliced from 2 exons.
AUGGUUUUGAGAGGGUGGCUGGCUCAUCUAGCUCAAAUCGCCCCGCGAAUUUGCGGCGAAAAUUCUUCCCGAGAUCUUGAAUUCUCAUGUCUUGGUGACCCUGGGUCUUCCAAGAGAAGCACUGCGCCUAAGCCCCCGGUUCCCAUCAGUGGCCUCCAGUGUCACUACAUAAUCCCACUCAGUCCCUGCACGUGGCUGUUCUCGACCAUAUUACUAGGCCUGUUUUGCGAGCGCCUGCUGUGA